Messenger RNA from Anopheles stephensi (Asian malaria mosquito), 1026 nucleotides. Its product is annotated as probable E3 ubiquitin-protein ligase ATL44. Lineage: Eukaryota; Metazoa; Arthropoda; Insecta; Diptera; Culicidae. The record is from RefSeq and is a predicted model, not a curated record. The coding region runs from base 176 to 505 and encodes 109 amino acids. The transcript is spliced from 2 exons.
UUCAACGCCAUUUUUUCACUACGGUGUACGUUCACACAUUGCGCGGAUUGUUUGCUUUUUUCGUUUGUUGAUAUUACGAAAGCAGUGAGACGGAGCUUUGGCUGAAAACAACGCAUAUUAGCGCAGCUCACUGAACUGCCACAACACUGUCUGGGGAGAAAAAAGCAGCAACAGGAUGGUCUUUCCACAGAUAUUUGCGUUCGCCACCACCGUAGGGGUCAUGACGCUCGCCGCCAUCGGUUUAGUGUACUAUCUGAACAAUCAAGCUCAACCGCACCGGACGUACGAACGAGCCAGCAACAAUCAUAGUACGGGCAACCGAUCGGGUGAUUACAGCCGAUACAAUCCCUCAGAUAGUAAAGACAUCUACUGCACUAUCUGCCUGGAGAAGAUACAGCCCGCGGUCCGAUGGUGCCUCCCCUGUGGGCACUCCUUCCAUGUGGAAUGUCUCAGCAAAUGGAUAGCCAACAAGCAAGAGUGUCCGAACUGUCGAAAACAAUUCUAACCCGUCACACACACACACACACUUUUCCGGAGGGAACGUGUUGCCGGUUUUGGAUAAAGUUUGCUGUCUCCGACGCUUUACUCAUCUGGCGGCGGGAUGACGCCAGUGUGAAGGUGAUCGGUUCUCCCCCUAACAGAGUGGAAUGAGCUUAGGGAUCUUAGAUGAAUUCUCCAUUCGAAUAGUGGAAUGAUGCCUUACGGGUGUAAAUCCCGACAUUUGGUCAUCCAGUUUGUUUUUGACUAGUGAGCUGAUCCGACGAGAUCUUCAUUUGUACGCGUGAACAUAUCGGGGGAAUGUUUGCCAGCAGCGCUGCAUCACACACCCAUUCGAAUAAUACGAAGCAAUAAUGAGCGGAACACAAGGAGCAAACGUGAAUCCCAUGUUUAAUCAGAAAAUCUUUUUUGUGUUUGUUUUUUUUUAGGAAGAUAAUACUACGCCGUGCCACAAUCGGUUGAACAGUGAUAAUAUACUUUAAAACAAUAAACUUUGCUUCUCGACGACUCUAUUCUCUACCAAGUAAA